Puccinia triticina is the source of this 2151-nucleotide messenger RNA. RefSeq lists its product as uncharacterized. The record is from RefSeq and is a predicted model, not a curated record. The transcript is spliced from 4 exons. Lineage: Eukaryota; Fungi; Basidiomycota; Pucciniomycetes; Pucciniales; Pucciniaceae. The coding region runs from base 1 to 2151 and encodes 716 amino acids.
AUGGCUGAACCUGAUACACUAGCAAGUCAUGAGCUUCGGCAUCAAGCAGAAUUCGCCAGAAAGGUAUUCGUACGUCUAGCUGGUUACGACUACUCUCUUGGACUCGUUAAUGCCCCAUCAAAUAUCCUCACCGAUCGACUGCGCUCGAAGAAAGAUCUCCUGGCUCAGUUGUGCUCUACCCUACUACCUCUACUACGGCAGCAAAUCGCCGGUCUCUCAGAAGCUCUGUGGGCUCCAAACACCUUGCAGGAAAAACCGGACCUCGUCGUGAUGCUCGUCUUGGAAAUCCAACCAAAACUAGAACUGACUUUGGAUCGAAUAAUUUGUGACAUCAAUGAUAUCAUUCCCGGACCAGUACCUGAACCGAAGCAAACAGAAGACCAGCACUUCAAACAGUUCAAAUCUUAUCGAAUUUUUGGCUUGGUCAACUCGAUCCGGAAAGAAAUGCAAAGCGAGCUCGCUGCAUUUUUUGCCGAUUGCGGUGAUAUCAUUCAUCAAAUACCCACGCCACUAGAGGAGCGCUACAUUCACUCAAGAAGUUCAUUGCCGGAUGAUACCCUCCGAUCGAUCGACGCAGCCAUCAGAUGGUCAGAAGGAUCUGAAUUGUAUGUCAUUUUUGAUCUUUGGGAAUCAAAAAUGCAAGUAAUGGACGAUCUAUUGGACGACAUCUCCGGUGUGAUUAAUUCAGAAUACCGACCGCGUACUCAACCACUCAUCCAGAUCGCUCAAUCGUUCAUACCUCUCAUCAAACUAUCGAAGUUGUUUUUCAAAAAGAUGACGUCAGAGAGAAUGGACAAACCCUUCUGUACAGAAAUGUCUUCUGAUCAACUCAACACAUUAGAAGAAUCGGUUAAAGAAAUCACAGAGCACAUCUUUUCUAUAGUCUGCGAGUUGGAAUCUUAUCAAGACAUCGAACCAUACCUUGCCGCAAGUUUGAGUGCACACGACCGUCGACCGAUCAACACAAAUCGCGUCAUACCCAGGAAAAGCGAAAGGACAAACGUGUUCGCGGACAUGACUGAAUCUGAUGCACCAGCAAGUCAUGAGCUUCGGCAUCAAGCAGAAUUCGCCAUAAAUGUAUUCGAACGUCUGACUGAUUACGACUACUCUCGUGGACUCGUUGAUACCCCAGCAAAUAUCUCUGUCGAGCGACUACGUUCGAAGAAUUAUCUCCUAGCUCACUUGCACUCUACCCUACUACCUCUCCUACGGCAGCAAAUCGGCGGUCUUUCAGAUGUUCUGCGGGCUCGAGGCAGCUUGCGAGAAAAACCGGACCUCGUCGUGACGCUCGUCCUGGAGAUCCAACCGAAACUAGAACUGACUUUGGAUCGAAUAAUUCGUGUCAUCAAUGAUGUCAUUCCCGGUCCGGUACUUGAACCAAAGCAAAAAGAAGACCAGCACCUCAAACAGUUCAAAUGUUAUAGAAUUUUCGGCUUGGUCAACUCGAUCCGGAAAGAAAUGCAAAGCGAGCUCGCUUCCUUUUUUGUCGAUUCCCGUCGGGUCCUUGAAAGACUCACGCUCCCAGUAGAACGCCAAGUUGCCCCACAAAAUCACCCCCACGUUGCCCUCCAAUCGAUCGACGCAGCCAUCAGAUGGGCAGAAGGGUCUGAAUUACCUAUCAUCCAUAAUCUUUGGCAAUCAAAUCUGGAAGAAGUCGAUGGCGCAUUGGAAGACUUGUUGGUCGUGGCCCAUCCAGCAAACAAAGGUCACACUCAACCGACCAUCCAGCUCGCCCAAUCGUUCAUACCGCUCCUCAGACUAUCGAAGUUGUUCUUCAAAAAGAUGGCAGCAGAGAGAAUAGACAGACAAAAGGGGACAUCAUUUACAGAAAUGUCUUCUCAUCAACUCACCUUGUUGGACAAAUCAGUUGACAAAAUCACACAACAUCUCUAUAAUUUAGUCUGCGAGUUGGAAGAUAACGCAGACAUUGGACCACCCCAUGCCGCAAGUUUGAGUGGUCAUGUCAAGAGCAUCAUAUAUCCUUUUCAUUCUUGUUUGUUCCUUGCAGACCUUUAUGUUGUACCUAUCUCCACAGAUACCAAGCUUGGUUUGUCUCUGAUCCACUUUAAAACUUGGUUUGUUACUUGGAACACUUUGUUCUUCCAAGCUACUCAUCAUGCUAUCAAAGCUUGUGAAGUUUAUAGACCAUGA